ACUGCUCUCGCUAUCGGCCCCUUUCCAAGAUGGCCGCCCGCUUAUCAGCGGUCACUUCCGUGCCCAGUGAGGCCUCCGGUUCCCGGUGCGGCGGCGAGCGCAGCGGCCCGCGGUCCCUCGGUGCCCGUUAGUUGCUGCCGCUCCUCGGAGGUCUGCAAGGCAGAGUGGGACAGCCGGCGAGUCAUGGUGUUGCUGCUGCGGCUGCUGCUGCUCCGGGGGCGCUGCUGGCGGCGGCCUGCCCCGCCGCCCGCCCCGGCCUGGGCCUGGGCUCGCCCGCGGCCCGGUGGCUCUGCCCUCGGCGCAGGUCGCGGCCUGCAGAGCCUUCUGUCACCAACACACUUCCCCAUGUGUCAGGGUCUUGGUGGAGUCCUGGUGAAGCAACACAUAAUUCGUGAUCCAGUCCGGCUUCGGAAUUUCUUAGGUAGCACUUACUGGUUUACUACUUCAAGCUGUCGGGGAAGUAACCAGAAGAAUGGAGGAUUCAAAAAGAAAUCUCCACAGGAGGAUGAUGAGGAUGAGAAACGCAGGAAGAAGGAAAAUCAAAUGCAUAUUGAACGUUUACGGGCACUCCUCAUCCUAACUGUCAUAGUGCUGUUGUUUCGAUUCAUGCUCAGUGAGAACAGAGAAGGGACCAACAUUUCCUGGAACUACUUUGUGAAUGAGAUGCUGGCAAAGGGGGAGGUCCAGAGAAUCGAGGUGGUGCCAGAGAGCGAUAUUGUGGAGGUUUAUCUGCACCCAGGAGGAACCCCACAUGGACAAGUUAAUGUUACCCUGUUGUACACAAUGCGGGUGGCAAACAUUGACAAAUUUGAAGAGAAGCUGAGAGCUGUGGAGGAUGAGCUGAAUAUUGAUGAGAGAGAGAGAAUCCCCAUUUCCUACAAACAUCCUGGCUUUUAUGGAAAUGAUGUCAUUUCCCUGAUAGUGACACUUGUAGCUGUGUCCAUGCUGUGGAGCAUCUUCCGCCUCAUUAGGGUUGCCGGACGGGUAGGAGGAUUCAACGCCUUUAACCAGUUGAAAAUGGCUCGUUUCACCAUUGUGGAUGGAAAGUCAGGAAAAGGGAUUGGCUUCAAGGAUGUGGCAGGAAUGCAUGAGGCAAAAAUGGAAGUCAAGGAAUUUGUGGACUACUUAAAGAACCCUGAGCGUUACCUGCAGCUUGGGGCUAAAGUGCCCAAGGGAGCCUUGUUACUUGGACCGCCAGGCUGUGGAAAAACAUUGCUGGCAAAGGCAGUGGCUACAGAAGCACAGGUGCCAUUUUUGGCUAUGGCAGGCUCUGAGUUUGUGGAGGUGAUAGGAGGUCUUGGAGCUGCCAGAGUCAGGAGCCUCUUCAGAGAAGCCCAGGCUCGAGCACCCUGCAUUGUGUACAUUGAUGAAAUUGAUGCUGUGGGCAAGAAGCGUUCAACCAAUAUAUCUGGUUUUGCCAAUGCUGAGGAGGAGCAGACCUUAAACCAGCUGCUGGUGGAAAUGGAUGGAAUGGGGACCACAGAUCAUGUCAUAGUGCUGGCUUCCACCAACCGUGCUGAUGUCUUGGAUAAUGCUUUGAUGAGACCUGGGAGGCUGGACAGGCAUAUCUUCAUUGAUCUUCCAACACUCCAGGAGAGAAAAGAGAUCUUCGAGCAGCACCUGAAGGGCCUCAAACUGAUCCAAGAUGCCAGCUUCUACUCACAGCACCUUGCAGAACUGACUCCAGGCUUCAGUGGAGCUGACAUAGCGAAUAUAUGUAAUGAAGCUGCUCUUCAUGCUGCUAGAGAAGGUCACAAAUCCAUUGAUACUUUCAACUUUGAAUAUGCUGUGGAAAGAGUCAUUGCAGGCACUGCCAAAAGAAGUCAGAUCCUGUCACCAGAAGAGAGGAAGGUUGUGGCGUUCCACGAAUCAGGCCAUGCACUGGUUGGCUGGCUGCUGGAGCACACUGAAGCUGUGAUGAAGGUUUCCAUAGCCCCUCGAACAAACGCCGCUCUGGGAUUUGCUCAGAUCCUUCCAAGAGAGCAGUACCUCUUCACAAAGGAACAGCUGAUGGAGAGGAUGUGUAUGGCACUGGGAGGGAGAGUGUCCGAGGCCAUCACCUUUAACAAAGUCACUACAGGAGCACAGGAUGAUCUGAAGAAAGUGACCAAGAUAGCCUACUCCAUGGUGAAGCAGUAUGGAAUGGUACCCAGCAUUGGGCAGGUCUCCUUCCCAGACCUCGAUAGUGCACCUGGAAUUGGUCGGCGCCCUUUCAGCCAGGGACUUCAGCAGAUGAUGGACCAUGAAGCAAAAGUCCUGGUGGCUCAGGCUUACAGGCGCACAGAAAAGCUCUUACUGGAGAACAGGGACAAGCUACAAAUACUGUCUAAUGCCCUCCUGGAGAAAGAAGUGAUAAAUUAUGAUGACAUUGAAGCCUUAAUUGGGCCUCCACCCUACGGGCCAAAGAAAAUGAUAGCUCCUCAGAGCUGGCUUCAAGCAGAGAGAGACAAGCAAGAGACAAGAGAUGAAGAAAUGCCCCAGCAGCCACCCAACCAUGAGGAGGAGGAGGAACCACGUCUGAGACCAGUAUGAAGCCCACUCGUGAUGUGGAAUGGGAGGACUUGAGAGGCUUAUUUUGGACACAGACCUUUUCCCUUUUCCAGAAUUAAAGAUACUGAAUAGGGAAUCUCUGUGCUGCUGUUAACCAAAAAAAUUGGCUAUGUUGGCUCUUUUAAUGAGCUUUUACUGCAGGAAGGAGAGCUCCUUAGAACUUUGAAAUUGAUUCUCAGCAGGGUAGUAGUGAUUAGGAGUCGGGUAAGUCUAAUCCACUGGAAAGAUUUCUUGUACACAGCAGUGAUGUACAUGGUCUUAAGGGUGAAAAAGAUCCCGUGGAGUCUUUAUAAGCCACCUCUAGCUGUGCUGUGGUGCAUGGCAGGAGUGCAGGGCUGUCCCUUCAGCGCCAGGACAGUCAUAUAGUGAAACCCCAACAUAGCUGAGGGGGUGUAGUUGCUGUGUGACUCUGCUGUCACCUUUGAUCACUGUUGCUGCUGAACAUUAAAAUAGAAGCUGAAAAACAGACUUCACUAGAAUAAACUGUCUAUAAUGUG
Pezoporus occidentalis (night parrot) is the source of this 3047-nucleotide messenger RNA. It is a transcript of the gene SPG7, whose product is annotated as SPG7 matrix AAA peptidase subunit, paraplegin. Gene Ontology annotation, molecular function: metalloendopeptidase activity; ATP-dependent peptidase activity; zinc ion binding. The coding region runs from base 184 to 2532 and encodes 782 amino acids. Gene Ontology annotation, biological process: mitochondrial protein processing. Gene Ontology annotation, cellular component: membrane; m-AAA complex. The record is from RefSeq and is a predicted model, not a curated record. Lineage: Eukaryota; Metazoa; Chordata; Aves; Psittaciformes; Psittacidae. The transcript is spliced from 17 exons.